UGCUGUUGUUAACUGGGGAAGAUAAUUGAUACGCUUACCCACUGGGAUGCAAAAUAUGUUACUUUUAUUGAGAUCGUGUUUUACCGAGCCCCACUUGACGCGCAUGCGCGUGCCGCCGCCAACGCACCUGCGUUGAGGUUUGCGAAGUUAAACGGAGAUUCGCUGUCAGGAUGAGCUUUUAUGCAAAAUGAAAAUACUCGCGUCAAUUUCAAACAUUUACAGGUUGGCUUUGAGCAGUUUCUCUAGGAUGAGCUCCAACUGCUCCGAUGAGUUUUUCCAGGCCACAAACCAUGCGGAACAGACCUUUCGAAAGAUGGAGACCUAUCUUCAGCACAAGCAGCUGUGUGAUGUACUUUUGAUAGCUGGAGACCACAAGAUCCCUGCACACAGACUUGUCCUGAGCGCAGUUUCAGACUACUUUGCUGCCAUGUUCACCAAUGACGUCAGGGAGGCAAAACAAGAGGAAAUUAAAAUGGAGGGUGUAGAUCCUGAGGCGUUGCGAGCACUGGUUCAUUUUGCAUAUACUGGAGUCCUGGAGCUAAAAGAGGACACAAUUGAAAGUCUGUUAGCUGCUGCUUGUCUCCUCCAGCUCUCACAAGUUAUUCAGGUCUGCUGUAACUUUCUGAUGAAACAACUGCACCCUUCCAACUGCCUGGGGAUCCGUUCGUUUGCUGACGCUCAGGGAUGCAUGGAUCUUUUGAACGUGGCUCACAACUACACUGUGGAAAACUUUCUAGAGGUCAUUCAGAAUCAGGAGUUCCUCUUGCUGCCCACAACGGAAAUUGUCAAGCUUUUGGCCAGUGAUGACAUCAACGUUCCAGAUGAAGAAACGAUUUUCCAAGCCCUGAUGAUGUGGGUUCGCUAUGAUGUGCAGCACCGACAACGGGAUCUGGGAGUGUUGCUGGCAUAUAUUCGACUUCCCCUUUUACCACCACAGCUACUUGCUGAUCUGGAAAACAAUAAGAUGUUUUCAGAAGACCUGGAAUGCCAGAAGCUCCUGAUGGAAGCCAUGAAGUACCAUCUUUUGCCAGAACGCCGUCCCAUGCUACAGAGCCCAAGAACCAAACCACGGAAAUCCACUGUUGGAUCGCUCUAUGCUGUUGGAGGCAUGGACGCCUCUAAAGGGUCUACGACGAUAGAGAAAUAUGACCUUCGCACAAACCGAUGGAUCCAAGUUGGCAUCAUGAAUGGGCGAAGACUUCAGUUUGGGGUUUCAGUGAUUGAUAACAAACUCUACGUGGUUGGAGGAAGGGAUGGACUCAAGACCUCUAACAUGGUGGAGUGCUACAACCCAAUCACUAAAGUGUGGUCCACCAUGCCACCAAUGUCAACGCACAGACAUGGAUUAGGAAUUGCUGUGCUGGAGGGGCCUAUGUAUGCAGUGGGAGGCCAUGACGGAUGGAGCUAUUUGAACACAGUAGAAAGGUGGGACCCCCAGGCGAGGCAGUGGAAUUAUGUGGCCAGUAUGUCCACACCACGCAGCACAGUCGGGGUCACUGCUCUCAAUGGAAAGUUGUUUGCUGUCGGCGGUCGUGAUGGAAGCUCCUGUCUGCGAUCGAUGGAAUGUUUUGAUCCCCACACUAAUAAAUGGAGUAUGUGUGCACCCAUGUCAAAGAGGAGGGGAGGAGUGGGCGUGGCCACAUAUAACAGUUUCUUGUAUGCUGUCGGAGGACACGAUGCACCAGCUUCAAACCACUGUUCACGUCUCUCUGAUUGUGUGGAGAGGUAUGACCCAAAAACAGACACAUGGACCACAGUGUCAUCUCUGAGUGUACCCCGGGAUGCAGUGGGGGUAUGUCUGCUGGGAGACAGGUUAUAUGCGGUCGGAGGAUAUGACGGUCAGACCUACUUAAACAGCGUCGAGUCCUAUGAUGCACCAAACAAUGAAUGGACUGAGGUUAGAAAAAUUGCUCAUGGGGUUUUGAUUCAUUUUAGUGCUGUCAAUCAAUUAAAACAUUUAAUUAGCUAAUCACAAAUUUUGUGAUUAAUCCCACCUAACAUUAAAGUUUUUUUAAAUACACUUUUAUAUUGCAUUAAUUCAGUCUUCA
Carassius auratus (goldfish) is the source of this 2048-nucleotide messenger RNA. RefSeq names its product kelch-like protein 4. The transcript has 10 exons. The record is from RefSeq and is a predicted model, not a curated record. The coding region runs from base 188 to 1969 and encodes 593 amino acids. Gene Ontology annotation, molecular function: protein binding. NCBI's taxonomy places the organism in Eukaryota, Metazoa, Chordata, Actinopteri, Cypriniformes, Cyprinidae.